AUGACCAGUAGGGGGCCUGUGACCUGCCAGACGGAAAAGUCAGCUGUUCAGCCAGGCGGCGCCGCUAGGUUUCAUUUACCCACUUUCCGACACAAUCAAACGGCGGCGGACUUAAUGAUGUCAGCGCGGAGCAAACGCCUCGGCGGCCGUGGCGGGCCUAUGUUCGGGGGCGGGCUAAUGACAGCAGGCUGCGUGGAAGGUGUGAUCCCUACGUCCAGGGUGAAGUUCUUGCUGCGCCUGCUCAGGGGCAGACUGGAGGUGGACCUGGACAAAGACAAGUUGCUGUUUAAGCACAUGUGCUACGAGAUGGAGCGACUGCACAGCGGCGGAGACGUCACCUUCCACGACGUGCUCAGCAUGCUGUCCUAUCGCUCCGUGGACAUUCGUAAGUCCCUCCAGCUGGAGGAGCUGUUGGCCAGGGAACAGCUGGAGUACACCAUCGAGGAGGAGGUGGCCAAGCAGACCAUACGCAUGUGGCUCAAGAAGUGCCUCAAACGCAUACGCGCCAAGCAGCAGCAGUCGUGUAGCAUCAUCCACAGCUUGAGAGAGAGCCAGCAGCAGGAGCUGAGUCGCUUCCUCAACCCCCCCAGCAUCGAGACCACGGUGCCAAGUGAAGACCACAACGCCAACAACCCGGACAACCCCUCUCAGCCUGAGAUGAGCGGCCUCCAGCAGCUGCUCAGCCCCACCUUGUCCGACCGAGGAGGCUACAGGCAGGACUCCUCCGACCUGGGGAAGCCGCAGAGGAAGCUGGGACAGUGGCGGCUGCCUGCAGGUCGCACCAGUGUCAAGUCCAUCGUGUGCAAAAUGAACCCCGUCAACGGCGAGGCUUCCUCGGGUUCCGAGGUCAAGAAGUGGUGGACGCGCCAGCUGACAGUGGAGAGCGACGAGAGCGGCGACGACCUCAUCGACAUUUAG
Molecule: messenger RNA, 918 nt
Organism: Entelurus aequoreus (snake pipefish)
Lineage: Eukaryota; Metazoa; Chordata; Actinopteri; Syngnathiformes; Syngnathidae
Product: sodium leak channel NALCN-like
Exons: 7
Coding region: 1-918 (305 amino acids)
Molecular function (GO): monoatomic cation channel activity
Source: RefSeq, a predicted model, not a curated record